Caenorhabditis briggsae is the source of this 660-nucleotide messenger RNA. It is a transcript of the gene Cbr-efn-2, whose product is annotated as Protein CBR-EFN-2. The transcript has 4 exons. Bases 1 to 660 code for a protein of 219 amino acids. The record is from RefSeq and is a predicted model, not a curated record. Gene Ontology annotation, biological process: ephrin receptor signaling pathway; axon guidance. NCBI's taxonomy places the organism in Eukaryota, Metazoa, Nematoda, Chromadorea, Rhabditida, Rhabditidae. Gene Ontology annotation, cellular component: plasma membrane. Gene Ontology annotation, molecular function: ephrin receptor binding.
AUGCGGUUACCCAUCCUUCCUCUUCUUCUCACUCUAUUCCCAAUCUUUGGUUGGACCCGAAAAAUUCCGGAUAUCAACUGGAUUUCGUCGAAUCCAAUAUUCGACGUCUCCAACACUGAUCACGUCAUAUCUGUACAUAUCGGAGACCGGGUGUCCAUCAAAUGUCCAAAAUCGGAGCCUAAUGGAAAAUAUGAGUACUCAUACAUCUAUAUGGUAUCUGACGAAGAGUAUGAUCACUGUUUCCUAUCCAAACCAAGGCUAGUAGGAGCUUGUGAUAAUCAGACUGUUGAUGCAUCCAUCAACAUUGUGUUCCGAUCAUUCACACCCACACCAGGAGGAUUUGAAUUCCAACCCGGGAAGAAUUACUUCCUGAUCAGUACGUCAGAUGGAACUCAAGAAGGAAUCGAUAGGAAAAAAGAUGGGCUGUGUACAACGAAGCAGAUGAAAAUCAAGUUUGAAGUGGAGAAAGAUCGACGGGGUAUUCAGAAUCCAAAGUUCGCGGCAAGGACGUUGAAAAAGGAUCGGGAUGCUGAGCAAUCGACGCCAGUCAUGUAUGUAGUACACGAUGGGAAUGACAUUGAUGAUGACGACGACGGUUCCAACGCCUGCUCCUAUCUCGUCUCAAUCGUCUUCCUUCUUGCUUCCCGUUACUUCUUGUAG